Molecule: messenger RNA, 11997 nt
Organism: Limanda limanda (common dab)
Lineage: Eukaryota; Metazoa; Chordata; Actinopteri; Pleuronectiformes; Pleuronectidae
Gene: ank2b
Product: ankyrin 2b, neuronal
Exons: 54
Coding region: 1-11997 (3998 amino acids)
Biological process (GO): signal transduction; protein localization to T-tubule; regulation of cardiac muscle contraction
Cellular component (GO): T-tubule
Molecular function (GO): protein binding
Source: RefSeq, a predicted model, not a curated record
AUGGCUCAUGCCGCAGCACACAUUAAAAAGGCCAGGUCCGAGAUGGACCAACCUCCGGACCUGAAGGCUCUGGAGAAAGCCAAAGAGAGGAGGAGGCGUUCCCGGGAACGGGCUGAACGCAAGCGCAAGUCGGACAGUAACACCAGUUUCCUGCGAGCAGCAAGAGCAGGGAACAUCGACAAAGUUUUGGAAUACCUGAAAGGAGGAGUGGACAUCAGUACGUCCAAUCAGAAUGGUCUUAAUGCACUGCAUCUGGCAGCCAAGGAGGGCCAUGUGGAUCUGGUCCAGGAACUGCUGGACAGAGGUGCAGCGGUCGAUUCAGCCACUAAGAAAGGAAACACAGCACUUCACAUAGCCUCUCUCGCUGGUCAGGUUGAAGUAGUGAAGAUCCUGAUCAAACGAGGAGCGGACAUCAACUCUCAAUCUCAGAAUGGAUUCACUCCCUUGUACAUGGCCGCUCAGGAGAAUCACAUGGAUGUGGUGCGAUACCUUCUGGAAAAUGGAGGAAACCAGAGCACUGCUACAGAGGACGGCUUCACCCCUCUGGCCAUCGCCCUCCAGCAGGGCCACAACCAGGUGGUUUCUGUCUUACUGGAGAACGAUACUAAAGGCAAGGUCCGCCUGCCUGCCUUGCAUAUUGCCGCUCGCAAGGAUGAUACCAAGUCGGCGGCCCUGCUCCUCCAGAACGACCACAACGCUGAUGUCCAGUCCAAGAUGAUGGUUAAUAGGACAACUGAGAAUGGCAAGAGUGGAUUCACUCCCCUGCAUAUCGCCGCCCACUAUGGGAACGUCAAUGUGGCCACGCUCCUGCUGAACCGAGGGGCAGCUGUCGACUUCACUGCGAGGAAUGGCAUUACUCCGCUACACGUGGCCUCCAAGCGUGGCAACACCAACAUGGUUCGUCUGUUAUCAGACCGUGGGUCACAGAUUGAUGCUAAAACGAGGGAUGGUCUCACGCCCCUCCACUGUGCGGCUCGGAGUGGACAUGAUCCAGCUGUGGAGGUGCUGCUGGAGAGAGGAGCACCCUUAUUGGCCAGAACCAAGAACGGACUGUCUCCUCUGCACAUGGCAGCGCAAGGGGAUCACGUCGACUGCGUCAAACAUCUUCUGCAGCACACGGCGCCUGUUGAUGAUGUCACAUUGGACUACCUGACAGCGCUCCAUGUGGCGGCGCACUGUGGUCAUUACAGAGUCACGAAACUGCUGCUGGACAAGAGGGCCAACCCCAACGCCAGGGCUCUGAAUGGCUUCACUCCACUGCACAUAGCCUGUAAGAAGAACCGCGUAAAGGUGAUGGAGCUGCUGGUCAAGUAUGGAGCCUCUAUCCAGGCCAUCACGGAGUCUGGUUUGACUCCCAUCCACGUCGCGGCCUUCAUGGGUCACCUGAACAUUGUUCUGCUGCUGCUGCAGAACGGAGCUUCGCCGGACGUCAGCAACAUUCGUGGAGAAACCGCGUUACACAUGGCAGCCAGGGCAGGUCAGGUGGAGGUGGUUCGAUGUUUGCUGAGGAACGGAGCAAUCGUGGACGCCAGGGCUCGGGAGGACCAGACUCCCCUACAUAUUGCUUCCCGUUUGGGAAAAACUGAGAUUGUCCAGCUGCUGCUCCAGCACAUGGCACAUCCUGAUGCUGCCACAAACAACGGCUACACCCCCCUCCACAUCUCCGCCAGGGAGGGGCAGGUGGAGACGGCCUCUGUGCUGCUGGAGGCUGGGGCUUCUCAUUCCCUGGCCACCAAGAAAGGUUUUACCCCCCUGCAUGUGGCCUCCAAGUACGGAAGCCUGGAUGUGACCAAACUUCUGCUCCAGCGUCAAGCUCCACCUGAUUCUGCUGGAAAGAACGGCCUCACCCCGCUCCACGUCGCCGCACACUACGAUAACCAAAAGGUUGCACUCCUGCUUUUGGACAAAGGAGCGUCCCCCAUCACAAUGGCUAAGAACGGCUACACUCCUCUCCACAUCGCUGCCAAGAAGAACCAGAUGGAAAUCGCCACAGUUCUGCUGCAGUACGGCGCAGAGACCAACAUCCUGACCAAGCAGGGCGUCACCCCGCUCCAUCUGGCCUCCCAGGAGGGCCACGCCGGCAUGGCCGCCUUGCUCAUGAGCAAGGGAGCUACGGUCAACGUUGCCACCAAGAGCGGCCUGACUGCCCUCCAUCUGGCAGCCCAGGAAGACAAAGUGGCUGUUGCCGAGAUCCUUGCCAAAAACAGCGCCAACCUUGACCAGCAGACCAAAUUGGGAUACACACCGCUGAUUGUAGCGUGUCACUAUGGUAACGUCAAGAUGGUCAACUUCCUGCUGCAGAAUGGAGCCGGUGUUAACGCCAAGACCAAGAAUGGAUACACUCCCCUUCACCAGGCGGCCCAGCAAGGCAACACACACAUCAUCAACGUUCUGCUGCAGCACGGCGCCAAGCCCAACGCUAUUACUGUGAAUGGUAACACUGCUCUGGGUAUUGCUCGGAGGCUGGGCUACAUCUCUGUAGUGGACACGCUGAGGGUGGUCACAGAGGAGAUCAUCACCACCACCACGACGGUGACAGAGAAACACAAGCUGAACGUGCCAGAGACCAUGACUGAAGUGCUGGACGUCUCCGAUGAAGAGGCUUUGAAAACCAUUGAUGAUGAUGAUAUGUCAGACGACCCCAUGGAUUUUGAAGGCGACGACACGAUGACAGGCGAUGGAGGAGAGUACCUGAGGGCCGAGGACCUCAGGGAGCUCGGAGACGACUCCCUUCCCGGGCAGUACCUUGAUGGGAUGAACUACCUCCGCUUCAGCCUGGAGGGAGGGCGCACAGACAGUCGAAUUCAAAGUUCAGACAGGUCCUUCACCCCCACCCACCAAAGCUACUACUCCCCUAAACAUGAAGGCAUUAUGGAGGAUAUGCUCACAAGCCACCAGGUUACAUCACUUGCCAGGGAGAAUGACAAGGAUUCAUACAGACUGAGCUGGGGAACAGAGAACCUGGACAAUGUGGCGUUAUCCUCCAGCCCCAUUCAUUCUGGCCACUCCUCUCCGUGCCAUGAUCAUGGAGACCACAGCAGCUUCCUGGUCAGCUUCAUGGUCGAUGCCAGGGGGGGAGCUAUGCGCGGCUGCCGACAUAAUGGCCUGCGCAUCAUCAUCCCGCCCAGGAAGUGCAGCGCGCCCACACGGGUGACGUGCCGGCUGGUGAAGAGGCACCGUUUGGCCACCAUGCCCCCGAUGGUUGAGGGUGAAGGCCUGGCCAGCAGGCUCAUCGAGGUGGGGCCCUCCGGAGCCCAAUUCCUCGGUAAACUUCACCUCCCCACUGCCCCUCCACCUCUAAACGAGGGGGAGAGUUUGGUUAGCAGAAUCCUCCAACUCGGUCCACCGGGGACAAAAUUCCUCGGUCCUGUGAUCGUGGAGAUCCCCCACUUUGCCGCCCUGCGGGGGAAGGAGAGGGAGCUGGUGAUACUGAGGAGUGAGACAGGAGAAAGCUGGAAGGAGCAUCACUGUGAACACACCCAGGAAGAACUCAACCAGAUACUCAAUGGCAUGGAUGAGGAGUUGGACACACCGGAGGAGCUGGAGAAGAAGCGCCUUUGCCGCAUCAUCAGCAGAGAUUUCCCACAAUACUUUGCUGUGGUGUCACGCAUCAAGCAGGACAGUAAUCUGAUUGGCCCUGAGGGAGGCAUCCUGAGCAGCACAGUUGUGCCCCAGGUGCAGGCAGUUUUUCCUGAGGGAGCCCUCACCAAGAGGAUCAGGGUCGGACUGCAGGCCCAGCCAGUGAAUAUAGAUGUAGUGAGGAAGAACUUAGGAAACAAGGCAACCUUCAGCCCGAUUGUCACCCUGGAGCCCCGCAGGAGGAAGUUCCAUAAACCCAUCACCAUGACCAUCCCUGUUCCCAAGAGCAACUCAGACCCAGUCCUUAACGGGUUUGGAGGGGACACACCCACCUUACGCCUGCUCUGCAGUAUCACUGGUGGAACAACGCCGGCCCAAUGGGAGGAUAUAACAGGAACCACUCCGUUAACAUUUAUCAAUGACUGUGUCUCCUUUACCACCAAUGUGUCUGCUAGGUUCUGGCUCAUAGACUGUCGGCAAGUCCUGGAAUCUGUCAACUUCUCCACCCAGGUGUACCGAGAGAUCAUCUGCGUCCCUUACAUGGCCAAGUUCGUCAUCUUUGCCAAGACCCACGACCCCAUCGAGGCCCGCUUGCGCUGCUUCUGCAUGACGGACGACAAGAUUGAUAAAACCCUGGAGCAGCAGGAGAACUUCACUGAGGUGGCCCGUAGCCGAGACGUAGAGGUCCUGGAAGGAAAACCAAUCUAUGCAGACUGUUUUGGAAACCUUGUGCCUCUCACCAAAAGUGGCCAACAUCACCUCUUCAGCUUCUUCGCCUUUAAAGAGAAUCGUCUAGCGCUCUUCAUCAAAAUAAGAGACAACACUCAGGAGCCGUGUGGCCGUUUGUCCUUUAUGAAAGAACCCAGGAACUACAGGUCAAUCACCCAGAAUGCUAUAUGCAACCUCAACAUCAACCUCCCAUCAUACUGUAAGGAGUCCGAUUCCGACCAAGAGCAAGAGGAAGAGACCAGCAGAACGCAAGAGAAAUAUGAAGAGCGGGAGACAUCAGUCCUGAAAUCAGAGCUGAUUCGAGAGCCCGACCUCCUAUCCGACGUGUCAGAGAUGAAACAAGAUUUGAUCAAAAUGACUGCCAUCUUGACUGCAGAUUCUACAGAGAAAUCCCCUACCUUAGGAGGGUGUGGUCUAGAGAAAGGAGCGGAGGACAUUUCUGGAGAACCGUUAGAAAUAAUGGAGAUGGACUUAGAAAAAGUCAAAGAGGACCUAGAGAAAGUCAGUGAGAUACUAAGGAGUGGAACAUAUGAGGGCGAGUUGGCAGAGGAGGCAACACAAGCAGCUAGAAUGUCAGACGAGUGGGUUCUCCUUUCAGACAGUGAGAUAGAAGAGGCCAAAAAUAUGGCGGCUUUGGAAAUUCAGGAGCCUGUUUUACGGGAAAGUAGAUCUAACAGAGGGGCUCCCAGACCUAAAGCCAUAAAGGACAGUGGUGACCUUAAAGAAUACCUCCUGGAUGCACCAAUCUCCAAAGUAAAAGCGAAGAAAGAGCCAGUCACCCAAGAAAAAUUCACUGAUGUUGUUCUGCGUAAAGGUGCAAAAACAACCACUCCAACCAAAGUGCAAGUAAAAACAACUCCUGGUGAUGUUAAAAAACCAGUCAGAAGAAAGGGGAAAGACCAGGGCCAGUCAGAAGAAUCAACAGAGACAGGUGGUCUCUUAAGUGUGUCAACAGCCCCCACUCCAGUAUCGCCUGUAUCCCCAGUGGUUGAAGAAACUCCCAUAGGGUCAAUAAAGGACAAAGUCAAAGCUUUACAACAGAAAGUUGAGGCAGAGCAAAAGAUCAAAAAGGUCACUGGAAGCAAGCCUUCACAAUUGCCUGUUAAGGGCAAAUCCUCUCCCAAAGCCAAAGAAAGCCCUAAAUCGGGUUCCCCUAAAUCCCCUAAAUCUGAAUCUGAAAAACUUGAGGAGACCAUGUCAGUUAAAGAACUGAUGCAAGCAUUCCAGACGGGGCUGGACCCCUCAAAGAGAAAGUCUGGGCUGUUUGAGCUCAAAACAUCCACAACAUCAAGAUCAGAGAAAACCUCAAAAUCAGAAACCGUCCCAUCAAAAUCCAUGAUCAAAGCAAUAAAAUCAUGUGUUUCUCAAGAGCGAGAACUAUCUUUGGACUCAAAACCCUGCAAGAAGGACACGACUCAGCAAGAGAGAGAGAAUGAAAACAAGUCAGUUGCUCCUGCCCAUUCAGAGCUGACUGAAACUGUAGACUUUGGAAAUUGUGGCCUUGAUGACAGCUCGGACAGCUCAAAACAUGAGGGGGUGGCAGAUUCACUAAGUGCUAGCUCUGGAGAUGGAACUCAUCCAAGCUCUGAGGACAGCUAUAAACAUGAGGGUUUAGCCACACCAGGCACAAGCCCUGAAAGUCUGUCACUUUCUCCCAAAUCUGGACAGCACGCAACUUCAUCACCAGCUACCACAACAGUCAAAAAACAAAAUAAAGACAGCGAGAAGUCUGGAGACUCUGGUUUAGGGGCCACUGGUGAACAACUAUCAACAGAAUUGUCCCUCCCUGUUUCUUCCAGCGAGGCUCCUGAUGACCACAUUACAAGUGAGUCCACAUCUGUUAGGAGGAGUGAGUCUAAGCCAUCUAGACCUCAAAAGCUUGCAAAGAGAAAUUCAGAGACAGUAGAAACUUUUCUUAGCGAUGAUGAGAGCCCUGAUCGUCAGUUAGAGUUGGCUUUAAUCGGUUCUCCAGCCUCUAGAUCCUUGUCUCAGUGUCAACAAAGCUUAGAGCUGCCUUUAAAACAAGACUCAGAUGCUCUCAGUCCAUUAGCUGAUGACUCUUUGACAAUAAGCCACAGAGACUCUCUUGAUGGUAGUCUUAUGGAAGAAAAUUCCUCGCAUAAGUCCCCAGACUCCAUUGAACCUAGCCCAACCAAGGAAUACCCUCCUCAUGACUCCUUGGAGAGCAGCCCGGUAGAGCCAAAAAGCCACCUUCCCUUCCCAUCAGCACUAGGUCCACCUAGUAAAUCCUCUAGCCAACCUGAGCCAAUCAAUACCACAGAAUUCCUGCAUGAUGCUUUGCGUGGUAGGCUGCUUCGAGACCAUGAGGCUAGUGCUGAUGAUGACAGUUGUGAGCAGACAUCUCAGAUGACAAGUUCCGGUAAGAGUCCCCUCUCCCCCGAUACUCCCAGUUCUGAAGAGGUAAGUUAUGAGGUAAACCCCAAGCCCCCUGACCAUACAUUCCUCUCUGUUCCAUCCCCACCGGCUGUCAUCCCUGAAGACCCAGAAGAAGAGGAUACAUCAGACAGUUAUGAAACUAAAAGAAAAAUCACUCCAGAGGAGGAAAUGUUUAAGAUGGCAGCCAAAAUAAAAACAUUUGAUGAAAUGGACCAAGACGCGAAGAGCAAAAAGAAAUCUAGAAAAGAUUUGUUUUCCUCAGCAGAUGCCAAAAUAGGGGAUGACAGCUAUGAAACGUUAGAGCCCACAAGUGAGAAGCUUUCGCAAAGUGAAUGUGGGCUCGAUAAACCCACAGAAGAUUCAAAGUUAGCUCUUUUUGUUGAUCGCCAUAUUAAAGUGAACCCUCCCUCUCCUCUUUCAGCAGGUUUGCAUGAUGGAUACCACAGCAAAGAGGUCAAGGACACAACAACAACAACAACCAGUGUCACUUCAGAGGGGCCUAACCCUGUCUCAGACCAGAAUCAUUCAAACACCGAACUCGACACCUCACAGGAACAAAGUCUCUCACCAUCUGUAAAAUGUGACACAGACAAAAAGUCUGCUGAAACAUCAUUCAGUGAAAACAGGACUGAUGAACAAAAGGAAGAAUGCUUAAGGAAGUCAACAGAAUGCAAAGGAGACAACACAAAUGGUCAAGAGUUAGGGGUCUGCAGGCUACAGACUGGUACAGUAAAACCAGGUGGCAAUGUAACAGAUGAAGUCAAAGGAGAUCCAGGGGAGCAUACAGCAGUUCCAGAAGCUACACUGGGUCCAACUGUUGCCCCAGAUCAAACAAAGGAAAUGUUCAAACCUGAGGUCUGCAUCUACGAUGACACAGAGGAAGAGGAUGAGGCAUUGGAACCUCCCAGAACUGAGUCCAAAGGUGUAACUGCAAAGGCAGACACUGACUCAUGGUCUGCCAUGCGGGAGGACGAUGAUACUUUUGCAGCUCGAGUCAAAGAGGAGGAACAAAAGAUACUGAAUUUAGUGGUGGACCGUCAGUCUCGUCAAGCAACUCCAGACACAACACCUGGUAGAACACCAACGGAAGAGAGCUCUCCUACCAGUGAACCCAACCCUUUUCUGUUCCAAGAAGGGAAGCUCUUUGAGAUGACCCGAAGUGGUGCUAUUGACAUGACUAAGAGAAGCUAUGAGGAAGAGGGGGGUGGCUUUGCCUUUUUCCAGAUAUGUGAACCGCCACUAGAGGAGCCUCUCUUAGAAGAGGCCAGGCAAGAAGGUAAUAGAUCAGCAGCAGAACCUGAAGUUGGCCUCAAUCUUACACUAGAGGUUAAGACUGAGGAACCUGAAAAAUCUAAAGAAACAUCUGAUUCUCAGCUUCAAUCCCCGCCACAAGGUGAUCAGACAGCCUCAAAGGCUGAUGCCUCCAAAUCUAAAAUCCCUAAAAUGGGCAUUUCAGCUUCAGCCAAACCUACAAAGAAAGAUCAGACAUCCCCUGAAGGUGUAGAUAUUAAAACAGACAAACAUCUAAAUGAAGCAUCCUUGGAUGUAGACACAAGUGUAUCUGACCAAAUGAUACAAACAGCAGAAACUACAGUUACAAGAUCUGUUUACUCUGAGCAAGGCCAAGAGUCCUCUGACUCCUCUCCAGAGGAACCGCAGUCAGUGAUAGAAGCCCCCAAACCGAUAGGCAAACCUAAACAAAAUGCCUCCAGUAGUGUUAAAAAGACUCCAGGCAAGACACAAGCUAAGUCUGCUCCUCAAGCUAAGGGUAAAUCCACAACCCACUCUCCAUCUAAUACAACUUCCUCUUCAACCUCUAUUAAAAAAGAGGCCUCCUUCACAUCUGAAUCUAAAUCUAAAAUUCCCAUUAAGUCGAGCACCAUCAAGCCUGAUUCUUCUGUCAAACGUGUAGAAUCGACCCAAGACAAAAAGCUUAAAGUCCCAGUAAAAAAGGAUUCCAGGAGAAAAUCUGAGACAGACGCAGGUCCCUCUGUGGAUGUCAAAACCAAGGCAACAUCUUCCAAAGCAAAGAGCUUCUGUGAGGGGGAGUCUAAGGGGCCUAGUACAAAAAAAUCGAAAGGCUUCCAAUCCAAAUUGCCAGUCCGGGGCAAAAGUGGUCAGUCAUCUCAUUCCCCAGCACCCACUAAAGAGAAAUGUAUGCCCCGCAAAAAGUCCAUUGAGUUCUUUGAGGAGAUAAGCGAUGAGGCGGCGAAACUCGUCGCAAGGUUGGCACAGGCAGAGAAAGAGAGAGAACAAGAGGCUGCAGCCGCCAACUCGGAUGAUGAGAGCAGUCUCAUUGAUCCAUCAAUCAUAGAAACGGAAACUUUCUCUGAGAUGCAGUUCCCUCCUUCAGGAGACGUCUUUCCUAUUAGACCACUGUGGGACGACCCUGUGGAGACACAGAUGCAGCGAAUUCCAGAUGAUAAAGUCCAAAGUCAAGUAGACCCACAGGAUGAAGCAGAGAGAAAAGAGCAACGAUUGGCCAUUAUAGCUGACCACUUGGGCUUCAGCUGGACGGAGUUGGCACGAGAAGUGGAGUUCAGUGAGGAGAGGAUAAACCUGAUAAGGAUUGAAAACCCCAACUCCCUACAAGACCAAAGCCAUGCUCUUUUGAAACUCUGGGAAGAGAGGGAGGGGAAGCACGCCACAGAAUCAACACUGAUCGAAAGACUGACAAAGAUCAACCGAAUGGACAUUGUUCACCUCAUUGAAACCAAGUUUAUCAAGUCCUCUCAGGAGGAGACGUCAUCACACACCUAUGCAGAAAUUGAGAGGACAAUAGCACUGGAUCAUAGUGAAGGUUUCUCUGCCCUUCAUGAAGACAUUGACAGCCCUCGGCCAGGCAGGCGCACAGGGACAGCAAGUAGGAGUCCAGGCUCAGGACAGGAGGUACCCAUGGUGACAGCAGAGGACCUGUCCUCCAGUAUGUCAUCACUUCCUGAGACGACAGGACGCUCGGAGACAGACUCCACAGCAACAGGCCUUCUUAGAAAUGCCCGGAAGGAGAAAUUACAAAAAGAAAUGGAAAUUAAAUACUCAUCACAAAGAAUAUAUGAGGAAAUGAAGGACUCGGUACACACAGGCGGUUUUAAACAAGUAAGUCCUUUCUUCACAUUGUACCGCACCUCUCCCUACAACCUUCGAUCCCAUGUGAUUGACCCUGUGUACAAAGGGGAACCCAAGUUAGGUCCCCACAUUGCCCUCCCUGCCUACCCCUCCGUUGAUCCAUGCGAUGAUGAGGGGGCAGCUGGGUGUGAGGGGGCUGAAGGGGGAGAGGAAUGGAGCUUGGAGUGUCUACAAACUUCCCCUGCUGAAUACGAUGUUGAUUAUUUGUCACUGUCCCGUUGGCGAGAGUCGUCCAUCAGCUCUCGAACAGGUGUGUGCGAGAGUCGACCAUUGUCUUUGACUGAUUUUGGAGAUAGCUUGAUUGAGUGUGAACAGGCUGACCAAGACUUCAGGACGCUGUCUGCGGAGCUCACAGAACCCGGUGAGGCUCCUCCUCAGACACCGGAAGACACAAAGUUUCUAACGGACGAUGAGGUGCAAAGCGCAUUAGCAGCACAAGACAUCAGGGACAUAGGUGUGCUGCUCACUGAGGAGACACCAAUGGAAUCGAUCCAACUACAGCUCCCUGCUCAGAGCUCAAACACAACCCACAGGACUGUCACUCCAGUUCUACCUUCAUCCGAGAAGACGUUCUGUGUGAAGUCAGACAGAUUGAACGAGUACCCAGACUGGGAGUUGUCCACAGAGGAGGCACAGUCCAGUCAGCUUUUCUCACCCAUGUCAAGCAAGUUUCUGGUGACACCAGAUUAUGAAGCAGUAUUCUCAGGACAUCAAACCUUGAGAGUUUCUGAAUGUACCCGAGACUCCUUGAACGAUUUGAGUCCAGCGUCUCCAGUGUUCAGCGACUCGGCUCAGGUUGGGACUGAAGUCGCCACCAAGAGAGGUUCAGAAACUGAUCAAGACGUGGAGUUUUCCCCAGGCUUUAACAGAGUCCUCUCAGAAUUUGAGAAAAUGGUGUCAGAACUGGAAUCAGAAGAACCUAAGGUGCCACAAACAGACCUCACACCUCGAAUGGGCUCUAAGUCUCCGCAGCUCUCUGACUCUGAUGUGGAAUUCUUUGACUGCAGACAAGCCCUCUCUGACGACUCUGAAUCAGAAGAUAUGAAACUGGACCACAAGAUAGGCUAUCAUAUCUCAGAGCCACCUUCCCCAAUGCCUGGGACUAGCCCUGAUAUUGCUUUCCUCAAGGGGAGCCCUCAGUACACUUCUCGUCCUUUGCUCCGAGUGGAAGAUUAUAAGCGCUUCUCCUCAGGCAGCGAAAGCCUUGGGGAAUUUGCCUACGACUCUGAGGGUUCUCGAACAGAGGGCGACCUACCCGCAUGUGAGGAACUUCCUUCAAGAGAUCAGGCAGGGUAUUACGAUGAUGACGACUUCCUGGGAAGGGAGAUAGCAGAGGAACUAGGGAUGCUGUCCUCUGAUAGCUCAGAAGAGGAGGUGCUGACCACCAGGGUGGUCCGACGCAGAGUUAUCAUUCAGGCUGACAACCUGCCAGACAUCCCACCACAGACUGUCACAGAGGAGAAGUACACAGACGAGCAAGGGAACAUGGUGACUAGGAAGAUCACACGGAAGGUGAUUCGUAAGUACGUGUCUGCGGACGGCAUGGAGUCACAGGAAGUGACCAUCGAGGGCUCUCACCAGGAGACGGUGCAGAUCGAGGAGGGAGACACCGUGUCCAGAGUGGUGAAGAGAACUGUGCUUCACAGUGAGGGGGAUCAGAAAGAGCUGACAUUCUCCGAGCCCCGGGCCCCGGGCGCUGCCACCGCAUCCGAGUUUGAGAUGGAGCCAGUGCAGGGUCGAAAGGUCAGCAAGGUUGUCAAGACAACGGUGGUGAAAGGCAAGAGGAUGGAGAAGCAGACGGGGGACGCCUCGCUGGCUGCGGACCUCCCCUCAGCCAGAGAGGACUUUGAGAAGGCUUUGCGUUAUGCUGGAGGCUUUGGGAAACAGCUCCUGCCUCAUGUAGUAGAGAGGGAGUUUGUGCAGGACGACGGUUCUGUGGUUAGAAGAAGCCACAUGCGUAAGUCGAGAACCCAGAAGAGGACUGUGGUGAGGGACGCCCGGGAGAAGCACGUGCACCUGGAGCGGUUGGAUGACACCCCCGACGCCCAGAAGCCCGACUCCUUGCAGCAGCACCUGCACCGACUGCUCCAGCACUACUGUGAGGACAACAGGGAGGAGGAGAAGGAGGAGGAGGAGGAGGAGGAGGAGAAGGAGAGCUUAGACUGA